UGACACUAAAGACUACCAUCUUGAAACUUUCAGUUAAGACUUUUCAGUAAGACUCUGGCUUCUAAAGGUGACUGGUAACGGAUUGCUGAGUUCUUCAGGGUUUCUUGUGCUGAAUUCAGAUUCGCACAUCGCGACCGGACACAUGAUUCGCGGACUCCGAUUCAACCUGGCUUACUUUUUUUGGGCAUGAGAUGAAGAACGAAGCGUGGCAGAUGUCGUCUUCCCCCGCCCUCUUCGGUUCCUCCGACCCAAACGGGAGCCCAGAUGAGGAGACAGCCGACGAGAUGACACCCCUGAUCACUGAGUCACUAGGAGGGGCGUACGUCAAGGCAAGGCUCCCGAAAGAAAGGAAACAAAAACGACUUCUGUUUCGGAAAAGGGGCGGUGACGUCAGACCGGGCGGAUGCACACCCUUCAUCACGGACACGUCCACUAAUGAUGAUGACGAGGAAGAGUACCUGCUGGGCAGGAGCUACCGGUCGCACUGCCACGACACCGGGGAGAGCCGGCCCGUCGACCCGACCGCCAAAAAACUCAUCAUGGCCAGCAUCCUCUGCCUCAUCUUCAUGGUGGCCGAGGUCGUCGGUGGGUACCUUGCCGGCAGCCUGGCCAUCAUGACAGACGCUGCUCACAUGAUGACGGAUUUCGCCAGCUUCAUGAUCAGCCUGUUCGCCAUUUGGGUAGCGACUCGGCCAGCCACCAAGAGCAUGAACUUCGGAUACUACCGGGCAGAGGUUAUGGGCGCGCUUGUGUCCGUGUUGCUGAUCUGGGUAGUGACGGGGAUCCUGGUGUAUAACGCCGUGCUGAGGGUCAUCCACAGAGACAUGGACAUCGACGCCAAAAUCAUGCUCAUCACGGCCUCCUGCGGGGUGGCGGUUAAUCUGGUAAUGGGCUUCAUACUUCAUCAGUGGGGUCACGGUCACAGUCACGGGUUCAGCGGUCAUGGGCACAGCCACGGGGGCAAAGGUCACGGUCACAGUCACGGGGACAAAGGUCACGGGGACAAAGGUUACGGUCACAGUCACGGGGACAAAGGUCACGGUCACAGCCACGGAGGUCAAACAUCAACAGUUCACGGCACACAUAACCACGUGGGUCAAAUGUCAACAGGUCACGGUCACAGUCACGGGGGUCACACGUCAAUUAAUCACGAAGGUCAGGAGCACUCGGAGAAAGGUCAAGGUCACACACACUUGGAGGAAUGCGACGAGAGUCAGAAGCUGACGAAAAGCUGCCAAAGUAACGGCAUCCCCAACAACUACGGCGGGAUUCGCGCGUGCGAGGAGGGGACCGCCAUGGGUAAUGGUAGCGCGCGGACAGGCGCGGCGGAGGGGCAGGGCUACCAGCGGGGAGAAUCGCACGCCGAGCUGCUGGGGAAGGAGGACACGGGAGUGGGCGAGCCGAGCCGCGGGAAGGAGAAUGUGAACGUGCGGGCGGCGUUCAUCCACGUGGUCGGCGACUUCGUGCAGAGCCUCGGCGUGCUCAUAGCUGCGAUCAUCAUCUACUUCAGGCCUGACUGGGCCCUGGCGGACCCCAUCUGCACCUUCAUGUUCUCUGUCCUGGUGCUGAUCACAACCCUUAGCAUCCUGAGGGACACCGUCAACGUGCUCAUGGAAGGCACCCCCCGCGGGCUGGAUUUUAACUCAGUGAAGGAGAGUCUGAAGGGAAUCCCCGGGGUUCACGCGGUCCACGGGCUGCACAUCUGGUCCCUUACGGUGGGCAAGAACGCGCUGGCCGUACACAUCGCCGUAGACGUUGACGCUGACCCACAGGAGGUGCUGGACAUAGCCUCCCGUUUGGUGCGCAGCAGAUUCGACGUGCAUUCGUCGACGAUUCAGAUCGAGCUUUACCAGGAGGAAAUGAGGGACUGUUCUCACUGUCGGGACCCCUCCGACUGAGCAGAAUGGUUCGUUCCAUCUCCAAGUAGAUGUGCGGUGUCGGUUCUCAUUUCUUAGAUUAUACAUUACUGUUGUUUUUUGACCAUUUUUGAAAAGAUGCUUCUUUUACACUAGACGCAUCACGUACAUACGUAGCCUGUUUAAUGCCAGCCUUUUUAGUCUGUUAAAAUGGCUAUGACUUAGUAACUUACAGAACGAACCAAUACCGUACAUCUACUUGGAAAAUAUCCUACUUUCAUAAAGUGCAUUUGUGGCAAUAUUACGCUAGGAGUGAACAAGUAAUGACCUCUUAAAGUACAAAGAACCAGUAAGUUCGAUGUGUUUCUUGUGUGCUUGUGUGUCUGUGCUGUAUAGAUAGACAUGAUAACAAUUUAAGAGUGCCUUAAAACUUGUCCAAUGCAAUUGGCUUAAACUUAAAUUGAACUUUGCUUUCAGCCAACGAAGUGCAUUUCAAAAGAGAAAGGGAUGAAAAGACGACUGAGUAAAGAAUAAAGCAAUGUCUUUGCAUUCAGAAUUUGUAAAUAAAUCAAUUCAAUCAAGCAUAACAAAAAUUGUUUCAAAGAAUCAUAAAUACAAGCAAAGAAGGCUUGAUCACUACAUAAUAAUUAAUAUAAGGGCA
Messenger RNA from Branchiostoma belcheri (Belcher's lancelet), 2517 nucleotides. Its product is annotated as zinc transporter 2-like. Gene Ontology annotation, biological process: response to zinc ion; zinc ion transmembrane transport. Gene Ontology annotation, cellular component: plasma membrane. Gene Ontology annotation, molecular function: zinc ion transmembrane transporter activity. The record is from RefSeq and is a predicted model, not a curated record. NCBI's taxonomy places the organism in Eukaryota, Metazoa, Chordata, Leptocardii, Amphioxiformes, Branchiostomatidae.